Poeciliopsis prolifica (blackstripe livebearer) is the source of this 1081-nucleotide messenger RNA. Its product is annotated as ras and Rab interactor 2-like. The coding region runs from base 103 to 567 and encodes 154 amino acids. NCBI's taxonomy places the organism in Eukaryota, Metazoa, Chordata, Actinopteri, Cyprinodontiformes, Poeciliidae. The transcript has 5 exons. The record is from RefSeq and is a predicted model, not a curated record.
ACCACAGCCGGAACUGAUGCUUUCCAUCCUGCACAGCAGCCAGAAGAAGAGCAGAAACUCCGAGAGGCUUCAGGCUGGAACGGCCGCCGACAGGAAGACGACAUGGACUCCGGCUCGCCACCAGGAAGCCCUUCCUGCGGCCUCACCAACCGGAGCAGCAGCUUCUUUAAGCUGAUUGACACCUUUGCGCUGGAGAUCGGGGAGCUGAAGAAGGAGAUGGUCCAAACGGCGCCACCUCUGGACAAGGAGCCGCUGGAGAUACAAGGGCUGCAGGGCGGUGCUUUCCUUCAGCCGCCGCGCUGCAGGGGGUCCGUGGGGGAAUGGGACUCUGGUUACGACUCGCUGCGGAGGAGGAUGAGCGUGUUGGAGCGGCUGACUCAGACUCACCAGGUCUGGCUGCUGCUGGCGGUCAGCGAAGAGGAGGCCUCCGGCAUUCUGAUCAAACAGCCGCCAGGGGUGUUUCUGGUCAGGAAGGUUCUGCAGAGGAAGGUUCUGUCGGUGCGUCUGGAUAAGGAUCAGUCAGAAAUCCCAUCAGCCACUUCAAUGUCAGAGAGAGCCAUACUGUAAGUCGCUGCUCUUUGCUCCAUUAAGAAAAAAACAGAGAUCUGCAAACAGAAAAAUGUUUUAUUCUUCACCUCAGUCCUCAGUUCACAGUGAGUCAGUCGCUCAUGCCACUUCCUGUCCGCCUCUGCAUUAGAGUUCAGAAAUAAUCCCACAGAAGAGAGAAAUGAAAGUGAGUUCACAGGCUGUUUGGUCAACACGCCUUGACUUAAAACCGUAACACAUUUUUACGGUUUUAAUUUGUCUAAAUAAAAGUUACAGAUCAGCUCAAAAGCACCUGACUCAUUUUGUUUCUGAUUUGAAUUGUUUUUAUAGUAAAAUCUGAGUCAGGUUUUGCUUUUUAUCUGAAGCUCAUGUUAUUAAAUAAAGUAGCUCUUCAGUGUUUCCAGCACAACAUAGCAGCGGUGGAUUUUCACUGCUGUAACGACGGCACACAGAAAGCAGGGAGGAGGAGAAUUUGGCCUGGUUUGACCUUCACAUUGAGGUCAGCAGAUCCUCACUCAGCCUCUGCUGUCGUCUU